AUGGCAUCCCGCUCCCGCGGCUCCCCUUCCUCCUCCUCCCCGUCGUCGAAGGCUAACCCUUGGCCCGCCCCCUCCGCCCCGCCACUGUACCCGACGCUCUCCAUGGCCGAUCUCGCGCCCGUCGAGAUAGGGUCCGCCGCCUCGUCGCCGACGGCGUCGGGAUCGCCCUCGGAGCACGACAACGCGCCGCCGCCGUCGAAGGACGUCCUCCUCCGUGUCCCCGGCGCGCAGCUCCACCUCAUCGACCGCAGCCGCAGCCACCCGCUGGCCGCCGGCGACCUCUCCCUCCUCCGCAUCCGCUCCGGCGACACCUCCCUCGCCGCCAUCGCGCUGCUCGACCCGGUCCAGUGGCCGCUUGCGCGCGACGUGGCCGCCGUCAAGCUCGACCCCUGCCACUACGCCUUCUCCCUCACCGUGCCGGCAUCCGCCGACGACCCCAGCCCCGACCCGCUCCACUACGGGCUCACGCUGGCCCACCCCGACGCGCGCCUCGACGGCGUCCUCGCCGCCUACACCAGCUUCUCCGUCCACUCCGUGGUCGGCACCAAGGAGCUGGAGGGCAGGGUGCGCGACGAGGUCGAGGCCGCCGCGUACUGGACGGCCGUCGCGCCCAAUGUGGAGGCGUACGGCGGCGCCGUGGCGAGGACCAUCGCCACGGGCGCCGAGCACCUGGCUAAGGGGAUACUGUGGUGCGGGGAGGUGACCGUGGAGAGGCUCCGUUGGGGGAAUGAGGUCCUCAAGAAGAGGAUGCAGCCCGGCGACGCCAACGCCGAGGUCAGCCCUGAGAUGCUCAGGCGAAUCAAAAGGGCUAAGAGGGUGAGCCAAAUAUCUGAGAAAGUGGCAACUGGAAUUUUGUCUGGAGUUGUGAAGGUUACUGGUUAUUUCACAAGCUCGCUGGCGAACUCAAAAGCUGGCAAGAAGUUCUUCAACCUGUUGCCUGGAGAGAUUGUCCUUGCUUCACUUGAUGGAUUUGGAAAGAUUUGCGACGCCGUGGAGGUGGCUGGAAAGAAUGUUUUGUCCACAUCAUCAACUGUGACGACUGGGCUAGUAUCUCACAAGUAUGGAGACAAAGCUGCCGCCGCAACAAACGAAGGGCUGGACGCCGCCGGCCACGCCAUCGGGACGGCGUGGGCCGUGUUCAAGAUCCGGCAGGCCUUGAACCCCAAGAGCCUCCUAAAACCCACAACGCUGGCCACGUCCACCAUCAAGGCCAAUGUCGCUGAGCUUCGCGCAAAGCACGGCAGCAAGUAG
Miscanthus lutarioriparius is the source of this 1251-nucleotide messenger RNA. The record is from the annotation of a GenBank genome assembly. Lineage: Eukaryota; Viridiplantae; Streptophyta; Magnoliopsida; Poales; Poaceae.